This is a messenger RNA of Neocloeon triangulifer, 3996 nucleotides long. Its product is annotated as E3 ubiquitin-protein ligase RNF10-like. The transcript is spliced from 12 exons. Gene Ontology annotation, molecular function: transcription cis-regulatory region binding. The record is from RefSeq and is a predicted model, not a curated record. Lineage: Eukaryota; Metazoa; Arthropoda; Insecta; Ephemeroptera; Baetidae. The coding region runs from base 424 to 3834 and encodes 1136 amino acids. Gene Ontology annotation, biological process: positive regulation of transcription by RNA polymerase II.
GCCUGCUGCUCAGAGAUAACGAGAUAGUUCCGCCACCCGGGACUGAACGUGGACGACCGGACACUGCGGGCCUUUUCGGUCUAUCAAAACCCUCUUGCGCUUUUCCGCUUUGCACCCUCGCUUCUCGGGAAUCGUAAAAAUUUCCAGUUGAUUCGUCUAGACUGCGGUGACUGACACUGCAGCCUACGUUCCGCACGCAGAGCACAAAGCCCCAAUUUCGACACGCCAUCGUCGUAGGCUCCCAACCCGACCAUUUUCAAAACAACCUCACAGACGAAAGAAUAUUUUGAAUUUUUCUCCUGCGCGGUGUUCGAUCAUGGCUUACUGAAAUGUUGCCUUUCAAAAAUUCUGGUUUGACUCCGUGCGGAGGGGCUUAUUCCUCAACUAUUGUUAUCGCUUUGUUUGACUGGAGUACACUUCAAGAUGGACAAGAAAUCAACAUGGUCGAAUCUCACUCCGGCUAAACAGAGCUCCAGUAAUUCUGACUGCAAGAAAAUUCAAGAUGGAACCAGCACGUCUAAAGGCUUCAACAAAGGUCCCCGCAAACGAGAAGGCAAUCAACCUGCCCUGCCCAAGAAUGAAUCGUUUCACAGAAGGGGCAAAGCCUUUGAUAAGAGACCAAAGCCUCGCAGUCAGUAUAAUGAUGAUAGAAAGGAGGAUUCCCAGGUAAAGGAGCGCACAGAUGACUUUGACUUGCUCUUGUAUCCGGAAAGGAAGAAGGUCAACUUGAACCAUCUUUUGAAUUUCCACUAUGCUCCAAAAGAUGCACAGAGGAGCUCAGAUAUUCGUGGACACCACUACAAAAAUGGGCCUCAUAGAUUCAAUAAGGAGCAGUUUCUACAAGCAAAUUGUCAGUUUGUUGUGAAAGCAGGAGAAGACUACAGCAAGCACCUAAAUGACGCUGAUGCCUUAGUGCAAUGGGAUUCUAUCGAACAAAUCCGAGUUUUGACGUCAGCCGAGUUGUCAUGUCCCAUCUGCCUAUGUAAACCUACAGCUGCGCGGAUGACGAAGUGCGGUCAUGUUUACUGCUGGCCAUGCAUGCUGCAUUACCUGGCUUUGGGUGAAAAGUCAUCCCGCAAGUGCCCAAUCUGUUACGAAAAUGUGAAAAGUGAUGACCUGAAAAGUGUUGAGGCUGUGUAUCUGCAAGAGCUGAAGGUUGGUGACAUUGUCAAACUGAGAUUGAUGAGACGUGAAAAGGGAUCCACUGCUGUGCAACCCGUGGAGGACAGCUCUGAAACUACUAAAGGAAUAGAGGGACAUUUCUGCAAAUUGAUUUUUGCCAAACCCAAUGAGGUACUGGAUAUCCUCAAAAAUGAAGGUUUGGAAUUGCAAGAACGAUUCAUUUCUGAAGAGCAAUGUCCUGAGCAAUGCUUCACAAUGCAAGCAAUGGACUUGCUGCAGCAACGCAAAACUCUUGUUACUACUGAGAACUCAAAUCAGCCAAUGAACAUAGCUACCGCACAAGUUGAGGAAGGCAACUAUUUGGACGAAGCUUCAAAUGCGUCUCUCAGAGAUGAAAACUAUUCGCGAUCUUUACCAAAUAGCGAAAUGAGCUUUAAGUCAGGAAGUACUGACGAUGACGAUGCUUGUUUCCCGUUGCAAGGUAGAGAUGAAAGCCGCAAAUUCUACUACUUCUACCAAGCUGAAGAUGGACAGCAAGUGUAUUUGCACGCGUUGAAUGUGCAUAUGUUGGAGCACAUGUAUGGAAGUCUUGCUGAAUCGCCGACUGUCAUCAAAGGGCUGAUCGUUGAAAAGGAUGCCGAGUCGAUGACACUAGAGAUGAGACACCGGCUGCGCUACCUUCAGCAUCUUCCGGUCACGUGCCAGUUUGAAAUAGUCGAGUUGGAAUUUAGACCGCCGGUUGUCUGCAAGCAAACGCUGGAGUUUUUCAGAGAGCAGGUUGACACGCGCAAGAAGAAACGGCAGCAAAGGGCUAGGAAGGAGCGCAGAAUUGAGAAACGCAACUUGGAAGAGGAGAACAAACGAAUGGGAAAGUACCCGAUGCCGAAUGUUUCCAUCGAGUCCCUUGAUCACUUCCCAGAAUGCAGUACUAGAGAUGAUCCGUCUUUCAUGCCGCUUAUGGAAGAAAUGGAAGCGCUGUCAGUUUCCCCUAGUGUUCCUUCCGGUCCUUCCUUCUCUCAGAUGUUGAAGGUACAGACGGGUCGCAAACUCAACCCAGUUGCACCAACAUCAAAGAAAAUUGACAUGGCUUCUGAUGAAGAUAAAGCACAUGAUUUGGAGGGUUCGCUUCCACCACCAUCAUUUGCUCAAAGCUUUGGAGACUCGAUCAUGAUGGCUUUGCAGCAAGUUGAAAGUUCUGGUGCUGACAUUGAAGUGAAUGGAUACACGAUGGGAGCAUACUUCCCUGAAAACAUCCCUCUGUUGCGGCUAGCCCGGGGAACCCCUUAUGGCGCCGCCGGUUCGUCGUCUGCUGCCGGUUCCGCCUCCCUAGGAGUGGGUCUUGGCCUGGGUCACCAUAAGAAAGGUGGGGUUAAGGGUCAAGGAGGGGUGAGAGGGUCCAGUGGGUUGGAAGGGUGCCACCUUGGUGGAGCUGAUGCUGCGAGGGGUGGAGAAGUUACAUCUAACGCCGGAGCAAACGCUGCCAGUCUAGCUGGCGGUGCGAUAGGGGGUGGUUUGGGGUUGGACUUAAGCGGAAGUGCCAGCAAAGCACAGGCUGGGGCUGAAUCUCUCACCGUUGGGGGUUCAGGGGCAGCGUCUGCGGCUAACAGUGGCGCACAGUCAGGAGCCGGAAAUACUAAUUUGGGUGGAGGGUCGCAUUCGGGACACAACGAAAAUAUUAAUGAGGGUGGUUCAGGACACUCUCAUGUGGGUGGGAUUGCAGGAGGGGUUAAUAUCGGUGCAGUUGGCUCGAAAGAAGGGUUGACGAAGCCUGCUCUGGGCUACGGGGGCAGCAGUAACGGUGUGGUUACGGGAAGCGACUCUCUAAGUGGGGCCUCUUCACAAAGUUCCGGUUUAGACGUAGGAUUGGGACUUAAUGGGGGUGCUUCUCACUCUGGCGCCCACGGUGCAGAAAUUGGACAUUCAGGAGGCGCGUCUCAUGGGGGUGGCGUAGGGGGGGCUUCGGGGGCCGCAGCUCAAAGCGCCAGUGAAAGCAACGCUGCCAGUUUGGGACACUCGGGUGGCUCGGGACACGCAGGAGGUUUAGGAAAUUCAGGAGGUCCAUCUGCAGGGUCGCAUAACGGUGGUGCAGGGUUGGACCUCGGUUUGGGACUCGCCGGUGGGGCUUCUGGGGCUGCAGCGCAAAGUGCCAGCGGGAGCAACGCUGCUAGUUUGGGACACUCUGGGGGUUUGGGACAUUCAGGAGGCGCCUCUGCAAGUGGAGCUGAAUCGCAAAGCUCUAGCGGAACAUUGGGUUUAGGCUUAGGGGGUGGUCUGGCCGGAAGUUCAUCCCAAAGUGGUGCCAGUGCUCAAAGUGGGAGUGGAGGUUUGGGUCACUCAGGAGGAGCGUCCCAGUCCCAAAGUUCCGCUUCUGCUCAAAGUGCGAGCGGCGGUUUAAACCUUGGUGGCCUUUUGGGCCUCUCGGGCAGCGCUUCGCAAGCGAGCUCUCAAAGUUCUAGUGGGACAAUCUCGAAAGGUGGUUUUGGGUCAGGUAGUGUAGCUGGGUCUCAAAGCAGCUCGGGCAGUUUUGGUGGAUCGGGCGCGUUGGGAGGCGCAGGGAGCUACUCUAGUUCUUCCAGUGGCAGCUUUAGCAAUGCUGGCACAUUUGGAGGUGGGGUGAAAGGGGGUCAUACCACCAAGGGACAGGGUGGCUUGGGCCUUGGCCUAGGUUUAGGGCUUGGAACUGGCGCCGACAUUGGACUCACCCUUGGCUAAAAGGAGCAAAAAACUUAUCCGCAAUCGACAUCCUAUGAAUUUCACUUGUUGGGAGCUGCCUUUAGAAAUUAUACCUGUGAUCAGCGGCAGUGCAGUUUUGGAAUAAAAUAAUUUUGUUUAUUACACCGACUGCAAUAAAAAUCAUGUGUGCCAUGGAAAGAA